AUGCUCCUUCACGAAGACCACGAUGCUUCAUCACCAUCCAGAAACUCCUCCCCCGAUGUCGUCCUUAUGGUGUCCAAUCCAGACAUCGGACGAGUGGAUAGAGGAACCAGUCCUCACCCAAGCAAUGCUGGACGAAUUGAUAGAGGAACCAGCCCUCACCAUCCAGAGCCCGCCGUCAUCACCCUCACUCCACACCUCAAUAACUUCUCAGAUGACAACGCCGAGGACUACGCCAAGUUCAAAGAAAGGGAAAGAACUCGCCGACCGUCAUCCCAGGGGCCCCCACGAGAUGCAUCACGGAAUGAAAACCCUGAUGACAGAAACCCACCGGGCUCUGACGAAGUACCAAUGGGAGUUCCACCUCCUGCUACAAUCGUGGCGAACGUUGGAGCUGCAGGUCCCUCGGGACUACGAGCAAGAACAGCAGCUCAACUCCCAAGCCAUGGAGAAAUUAACUCGAUACCAGUUAUACAGGGAGCUACACCUCCGCCAGUACCAACUGGUGGACAGAUUCCCCGCUCCAUGGGAAGAACUACCCUUGGUACAAAUCCUCAUGCCGGAGAAUUGGAGCGACAUGUGGACGCGCUCCUCCAGCGAAGCACUAUCUCCGCGGGCAACCCGGGAAUGAGCAUAGCGACAUACCUCGACGACUGGCUAGUGCCAGUCUCCAGAUCAGAGGACUCGCCCUCCAAACAGACCCUGACACCGCCUCUUGGUAUGAACAUAACGACGGACGACCACGAGCUCUCCUCAUCCAUCCCGACGAAUUCUCCCAGUAUGUCAACAGAGAGCUCCUUCCAGCCCUCCUCUUCACCGGAGAAUUGGGCGCCGUCCAACCAAGUAGGACCGACCCUUUCCGCGUUGUCGUCUGGAAUGUACCACGUCCCGGAGAACAUCCCACGGCUGUACCAAAUCCAAGAAGGGCUCCGCGCACGGUCGUGGAACGCCCUUCACCGAGGCCACGGGAAAGUUGCCCAACACAUAGCAAUCCCACGACGUCCCCCUCUCACCGGGUACGAAAUUUUCCCUUAUCCCAUGGGGGUACCGACGAGGAGGAACCGCCCGUCUAUCGAAGAAACGAGGGAAGAAGAAGUCGAGGAACCCAGGCAACCCUCCGCCGCGGAACAACUACUGGCGGGAGUGUUCGACACCGGCCUGGAAUGCCUCCUCCUAGUGCUCGAUUUCGUACAGACGAGGGACCGAAUAACCGAAAUGACCCGGGAAAUUACGACGACGCCGAUCCGUAUUAUCGCCCUGAUGAAGGAGGCGAUGGGUACCAAGGACCCUAUGACUACUAGAGAAGGGCCGUCGCGGAGCGAGAAAGGGGGUAAGGAAGUUGAGGAACUCCUACCCCUACUAGGGUCCAAAAUGACCUUAAACUAUCGUUCGUCCGCAACGACGUAA
Heterobasidion irregulare TC 32-1 is the source of this 1404-nucleotide messenger RNA. RefSeq lists its product as uncharacterized. NCBI's taxonomy places the organism in Eukaryota, Fungi, Basidiomycota, Agaricomycetes, Russulales, Bondarzewiaceae. The record is from RefSeq and is a predicted model, not a curated record. The transcript has 3 exons. Bases 1 to 1404 code for a protein of 467 amino acids.